AUGUAUAAAAUGGAAUAUUCUUACCUCAAUUCCUCUGCCUACGAGUCCUGUAUGGCCGGGAUGGACACCUCGAGCCUGGCUUCAGCUUAUGCAGACUUCAGUUCCUGCAGCCAGGCCAGUGGCUUCCAGUAUAACCCGAUAAGGACCACUUUUGGGGCCACGUCCGGCUGCCCGUCCCUCACGCCGGGAUCCUGCAGCCUGGGCACCCUCAGGGACCACCAGAGCAGUCCGUACGCCGCAGUUCCAUACAAACUCUUCACCGACCACGGCGGCCUCAAUGAGAAACGCAAGCAGCGGCGCAUCCGCACCACCUUCACAAGCGCGCAGCUCAAAGAGUUGGAGAGGGUCUUCGCUGAAACACACUACCCCGACAUCUACACCCGGGAGGAGCUAGCGCUGAAGAUCGACCUCACCGAGGCGAGAGUCCAGGUGUGGUUCCAGAACCGUCGGGCCAAGUUUCGAAAGCAGGAGCGCGCCGCCGCCGCAGCCGCCGCCGCAGCCAAAAACGGCUCCUCCGGGAAGAAGUCGGACUCCUCCCGGGAUGACGAGAGCAAAGAAGCCAAGAGCACCGAUCCCGAUAGCACUGGGGGCCCGGGACCCAACCCCAACCCGACCCCCAGCUGCGGGGCAAAUGGCGGCGGCGGCGGAGGGCCCAGCCCAGCCGGAGCUCCGGGCGGCGGGCCUGGGGGGCCUGGAGGCGAACCCGGCAAGGGCAGGGCGGCUGCGGCUGCUGCUGCAGCGGCGGCGGCGGCAGCGGCGGCUGCGGCCGCGGCGGCCGGAGGCCUGGCUGCCGCCGGGGGCCCCGGACAAGGCUGGGCUCCCGGCCCGGGCCCUAUCACCUCCAUCCCGGAUUCGCUUGGAGGUCCCUUCGCCAGCGUCUUAUCUUCGCUCCAAAGACCCAACGGUGCCAAAGCCGCCUUAGUGAAGAGCAGUAUGUUCUGA
This is a messenger RNA of Rattus rattus (black rat), 942 nucleotides long. It is a transcript of the gene Phox2b, whose product is annotated as paired like homeobox 2B. Lineage: Eukaryota; Metazoa; Chordata; Mammalia; Rodentia; Muridae. Gene Ontology annotation, biological process: regulation of transcription by RNA polymerase II. The record is from RefSeq and is a predicted model, not a curated record. Gene Ontology annotation, molecular function: DNA-binding transcription factor activity, RNA polymerase II-specific; RNA polymerase II transcription regulatory region sequence-specific DNA binding.